Messenger RNA from Dermacentor albipictus, 2493 nucleotides. RefSeq names its product ipis-1-like. The record is from RefSeq and is a predicted model, not a curated record. NCBI's taxonomy places the organism in Eukaryota, Metazoa, Arthropoda, Arachnida, Ixodida, Ixodidae. Gene Ontology annotation, molecular function: serine-type endopeptidase inhibitor activity.
GACGCCGACGCUCAGCGCAGGAGCGGGCGCUAAAGAGCUGCGCUUUAAAACGCAGCCGCGAUUUCGGCCUCUACAGGAAGCAGUAAGUGGGUAGACGACAUAAGACUUUUGCGAAAGUUGCAGAUCCAGUGUACGUCGAUUCCCAUUUGCGGAUGAUGUUGAUGACGCUGAUACUGACGCCUUAUUAAAUGGCACAAACCCACGGUGGAGGAUAGGCUACGAACCUGGUGGACGACGACGAAGAAGAAGCGUUCUCCUCUGUCAGCUGUGACGAUUCGUCGUUCUCGGAAGCCGUCGCGAUGCGCCGUCGCUCAUACCAGUGGACCAUCGCCACCAGGGAGGAUGACGAUGGGACGGACUCGGGCGAGGAGUACGUCCCUUCGUCGCCGCCGCCGUCACACCACCGCCGCCGGCGAUCGUCGCGACGCAAGUCAACGUCUCCCCCGGCAUCGACCGCCACGUCGCGCUGCGGGAGCCGCAGGUCGUCGUCGCUAGUGUCGCGUCGCUCCAGCAUAUCGUCUUCGAUGACGUCGGCGACGUCGGUGGCCUCCCGGUUGUCCCGUACGACACACGGUGCAGCCCCCGCUUCGCCCAUCACUGACGACGUGCUCUCGUCCGAGAUGGACAGCACCGAUGAGGACGCCGAAACCAAGAGGCUCCGCGAGCCGUCGUUCAACAUGGCCCCCGAGAUGAGCGGCUGCCUGCUGCAGUUCGCGGUGGACGUGAGCCGCAAGCUCCGCGAGGGCGGCGACACGCGCAACCUGCUCGUGUCGCCGCUGCUGCUGGCCGGCAUGCUGGUCAUGCUGCUGCACGGCUGCGCGUCGCGCACCAGCGCCUCGGCGGCCGCCCUGGGCCGCGCGCUGCACGUGCACUGGGCGCCGUUCCGCAUGGCGCGCGCGUACGACCGCGUGGCGCGGGCCACCCUGGCGCCCUUCCGGCGGCCGAAGCUGCGCGUGCACCACUUCAACUACACGUGCUUCAUGGCGCUCUUCCACGACGACAGCGUGCCGCUCGCCCGCUCCUACUACCAGAUGCAGGAGCGCCUGUCGUACCUGCUGGUGAGGCGCAACUUCGCGCAGGACGCCGAGCAGUGCCGCCUGUCGAUGGACGCCCUGGCUCGCGCCCUCACCUCGUUCGCCUUCAAGCCGGGCCACGACAUCUUCCCGCCGGGCUCGGUGGACGAGCGCAGCCUGGUCGUGCUGUUGUCGUGCAUCCGCCUGGAAGGAACGUGGCGCCACUCCUUCCAGCCGGUCAGCGGGGACUUCCACGAGACGCCCGAGGCCGCCGUCACCGUGGCCAUGAUGCGACAGACGGGCUCGUUCCGCAUGUGCCGGUGCCCGGAGCUGGAGGUGACGGCGCUGGAGCUCCCGUACGAGAACCGCGACGUGUCGCUGGUGGUGCUGCUGCCGCGCCGCCUCGACGGCCUCGCGGCGCUCGAGAAGCGGCUGACUGCCGCUCGGCUGCUUCACUGCGUGGCCCAGCUCGAGGAGCGGCACAACGUGACGGUGUACGUGCCCCGGCUCAAGCUGCGGAGCGUCACCGACCUGGGGCCCGUGCUGAAAGAGAUGGGCCUCGGCGUGCUCUUCACGGACGAGGCGAACCUUAGGUACCUGAGCAAAGCAGAGGGCGCGCACUUGUCCGGUGCGCGCCACGUGGCCGUCCUGCACGCCAACCAGAAGGGCGGCAAGGGUUCAGACAGCGCCUGCGCUCCCUCUGUCGGCCGCGGCGGCGCGGUCUCCCCGCCGUCGACGGGCGCCAGUCCGCCCCCCAGCCCACCGAGCGGGUCCCCGUCUUCCGCUCCAGCAGCGGACUUGUCCAGCGCCUUGAGCAGCAGCUCCGCAUUGGACGAGCCGCGCACCCUGGCGCAGUUCGUGGUCGACCGGCCCUUCAUGCUGCUCAUGCUCAAGCGCAGGCCCGACGUCGUGCUGCUGCUCGGCUCCGUCAAGAAGCUGGUCUGAGUUUCACUCGCGGUGUCACGGCCGGCGAUGCGGGUGCAGUAGUGUUUGCAGCGGCUGUUUUCAACCCGCACCCGACGAGUUAAUGGCGAAAAAUACAGUAUCCUCUCGAGUGAAGCGCUUCUCGAGCUGUCGUCCUUGUUGUCCGCACUUGUGACCUAUGUUCGAACGUCUGCCAACGGUCAACAGUAUAUUGCCUCCCGCUUUACGAAAGUGGGAAACCUAUGUGCCGAUACCAAGACGGCCUCGUCUGCGGUUAUACUUGCGUGUCCAUGCGUUUUUCUGUGAAAGUGUGCGGUUCGGCGAAUUUGUUUGUUUAGUUACCCUUGUUUAUGUACUAUCCCAUUGUGGUAGUAGCUGUAGACCACGGCGUCACAGACCACGGCCACCGAGGCACGAUAACGUGCGGGUAACGGCGCGCAUGGGGCUUCAGGCCAUGUAUAGACCAAAACGAUAAACACGACAAAUACUUAUAAAGCGAAGACGAAUAUGUUUGUAGUGCAAAACUUACGUAAGUGCCACAAUAAAUGUUUGAUGU